Chinchilla lanigera (long-tailed chinchilla) is the source of this 2635-nucleotide messenger RNA. It is a transcript of the gene Hhat, whose product is annotated as hedgehog acyltransferase. Gene Ontology annotation, molecular function: palmitoyltransferase activity. Gene Ontology annotation, cellular component: endoplasmic reticulum. Gene Ontology annotation, biological process: protein palmitoylation. The record is from RefSeq and is a predicted model, not a curated record. Lineage: Eukaryota; Metazoa; Chordata; Mammalia; Rodentia; Chinchillidae.
CAAUUUUUAUUAUUUUUUGGAUAACUAUACAAAAUUAAAGUCUUUGCUCAUAAAAGAAAUUGAUAGUACUUUUCACAAUAGUCCAAAUACAAAAACAAUGCAAGUGUUAACAAAGAUGAAUGGAGCCUGUGGUAUAUCAAUACAAUGGAACAUUACUCCGACUUAAAAAAAAAAAAAAAAAAAAGGCACCCUGCUAUUCUGGGCAAAACCAGGGGACAGUUAUGGUAGGUCAAGCAAGGCUGGCACACACACAGCCACCACAUGAUCUCACUUAUAUGCAGAAUCUGAAAAAGUUCAAUUUUUAGACGAAUAAUAAAACACUCCUUGAACUAAAUUUUUAGUCUACCACUCACUCUGCCAAACCUUUUUAUUCCAGUUAAAUCUUAUUUCCAGGUAGCAGAAUGCCCAGUGAAAUCUGAAUUCCAAAUAAACAAUAGGGACUUUCUUUUUUAGCAUAUGUCCUAGAUACUGCACGGCCCAUCUAGAUACUAAACAAACAAACAACUCUUUGCUGUUUGUAUGAAAUCCGGCUGUAACCGGGGAUCAUUUACCUUUAUUUGCUCAACCUGGUAUUGCUAACUGGGGCUAGCGAAAGAGCAGCUGCUUCUGAACCCCGUCCCGGGGCAGAUGGAGGAGGCCGAGGAAGAUGAACGAGAUCGCUCCAGCCUCCCAGGAUUCAAAUCCAGCCUCGCAGAGAAUAAUCCUGGAGAACUUGGAGCGCAGCCCGGUUCCUGCCGCCUGGGAGGCGCUGGCCUCCAGCCCCCCGCGGCUGCGCGGCCCCACGGAUUCCUGCGGCCCAAGGGGAGUGCAGACCCCGAGCUUUCUCCGCGCCCUGGGCUCCGCGGCCUCCGCGCCUCCAUCCACCCACGGCCCGGCCGCGAACUUGCCCUGUGUUGGGAACGGUCCCGAGGUACCAUGCUGCCCCGAGGGGAACUGGCUCUUUACCUGCUGGCGUCCCUGGGCUUCCACUUCUAUUCUUUUUACGAAGUCUACAGAGUCUCCAAAGAACAUGAAGAGGAGCUGGACCAAGAAUUUGAGCUGGAGACGGACACUUUAUUUGGAGGAUUAAAGAAGGACCCAACAGACUUCGAGUGGAGCUUCUGGAUGGAAUGGGGAAAGCAGAGGCUGGCGUGGCUGCUGCUUGGCCACGUGGCGGUGUCUCAGGCCGCCGCGCUGCUGGUGAGGAAGCAUAGACCCUGGAUUCUCAUGGCCUACGGGCUGUGGGCCUGCUGGAGUGCGCUGGGGACCCCGGGCGUGGUCAUGGUUCUCCUGCACACCACCAUCGCAUUCUGCGUGGCCCAGUUCCGCUCGCCUCUCCUGUCCUGGCUCUGUUCACUCCUCCUGCUCUCUACACUGAGGCUGCAGGGUGUGGAGGACAUGAAGAGGAGGUGGUACCAGACCGACAGUGAGUACUACCUGCUGCAGUUCACGCUGACUGUCCGCUGCCUGUACUACACCAGCUUCAGCCUGGAGUUCUGCUGGCAACAGCUGCCUACUGUGUGUGCCGCCCACCCCUUUCCCUGGAUGCUGGUGUACGUCUUCUAUUAUCCCGUCUUCCACAAUGGGCCUAUCCUCAACUUCCCAGAGUUCGUCAAACAGAUGCAGCAGCCAGAGCUCUGCUCGCUGAAGGACAGCCUCUGUGUCCUCGCCCGAGGCCUGGGUCGCCUGCUGUGCUGGUGGGCGCUGGCUGAGCUGAUGGUUCACCUCCUGUACAUGCAUGCCAUCUACAGCAGCACCGUCCUCCUGCAGAACGUCAACUGCUGGACGUUAGGAGGACUGGCAUUGGCCCAGGUGCUCUUCUUCUAUGUGAAGUACUUAGUGCUGUUUGGUGUUCCAGCCCUGCUCAUGCGCCUGGACGGACUCAACCCACCACCUCUCCCUCGCUGCGUGAGCACCAUGUUCAGUUUCACGGGGAUGUGGAGGUAUUUUGACGUUGGACUACAUAAUUUCUUAAUCAGGUACGUGUACAUUCCUCUGGGUGGGUCUCAACGUGGCCUGCUGGGGACUCUGCUUUCCACUGCGAUGACAUUUGCAUUUGUGAGCUACUGGCAUGGCGGCUACAACUACCUCUGGUGCUGGGCUGCACUCAACUGGCUGGGAGUCACGGUAGAGAACGGGUUCCGGAGGCUCCUGGACACGCCCUGUGUACGGCAUGGUUUGGCCCAGCACCUUUCCCCACAAGCUCGCCGCCGGUUUCAUGCUGCCCUGGCAUCUUGUUCCACCUCGAUGUUGAUCCUGUUCAACCUGGUGUUUCUUGGGGGCAAUCAGGUUGGGAAAACCUACUGGGACAGGAUUUUCAUGCAAGGCCUAGGCUGCAAUGCAAGAGAGUGUGUCUCAGGAGGGGAGCCUCGUUUCCUCUGCAGCCUGCUGGCUCUCAAGAUUGAAAGAAGCUCCCCUUCUCCUGAGAAUGGCGUUUGCUUACUGUGGGGUGUUGCUGCUCCAUGGGACCAGAACAAGUCUGUCAAUCCAGCUGGAAGGACCCAAGGCUGCUGAGAGGGAAGCAGUGUUCUCAGCCCUCGGGAGAACUGAGUCAGCAGGCGCCCGCUGGGCACUGGGCUGGCCAUGGGUGACCCUCUCUGUUUUGGGAUUUCUGUACUGUUACUCCCAUGUGGGCAUUGCCUGGGCCCAAACAUAC